This is a messenger RNA of Epithele typhae, 1341 nucleotides long. Its product is annotated as calcium/proton exchanger. NCBI's taxonomy places the organism in Eukaryota, Fungi, Basidiomycota, Agaricomycetes, Polyporales, Epitheliaceae. Gene Ontology annotation, cellular component: fungal-type vacuole membrane. Gene Ontology annotation, molecular function: calcium:proton antiporter activity. Gene Ontology annotation, biological process: calcium ion transmembrane transport; intracellular calcium ion homeostasis. The coding region runs from base 1 to 1341 and encodes 446 amino acids. The record is from RefSeq and is a predicted model, not a curated record. The transcript is spliced from 20 exons.
AUGCCAGAACGCCCAGUAGGACCAGCCCCGACAUUAUGGCAAGGAAUUCGAGCCAUCAUCACCAUCUCCUGGAUUAACCUCCUGCUAGUUUGCAUUCCCAUAUCGUGGGCAUUGAACUUCACGCUCGAGCAUUCGGACAAGAAUGACACAAUAAUCUUCGUGUUCGCGUUUCUUGCCAUUAUACCAUUGGCCAAGCUGCUUGCGUUCGCCACGGAUGAGCUCUCAAUGCGUGUAGGACAAACGCUGGCGGGUCUCCUGAACGCCACUUUGGGUAACGCUGUGGAGUUGAUCGUAGCUAUCAUCGCGUUGGCGAAGUGCCAGCUUGCAAUUGUUCAGUCUUCUCUCGUCGGCUCGAUCUUGAGUAACCUUCUACUUGUGCUUGGCAUGUGCUUCUUCGCCGGAGGCACGAGGUUUUCGGAACAAGGGUUCGGUGUCAGUGUGACGCAGCUCAACUCAUCCCUGCUGACCAUCUCGGUCAUUGCGGUGCUCUUGCCCGCUGCGUUCCACUUCACUGCGGACGCCGCGAUCAAUGACCCUCUGGAGGCCAAGGACAUUCUGGCGGUCAGCCAUGGAGUUGCCAUCAUCCUCCUUUUCAUCUACGGCUCGUAUCUCGUUUUCCAGCUUUUCUCGCACAAGACGUUGUACGACGAUGACCAUCCGGAUAUCUUCCGCUCCACCAAGUACACUCCACGAGAGAAGAAGAACAAGGAGAAGAAGAAGGACGAAGCCUCCCUCAGCGUCCCCGACGCACAGGAGCCUCACAACAUCCCUUCGGAGAGCACAAGCACGCACACCGACCUCGAGAUUGGUGCCCCACAUGCUGAAGAGGAAGAGGAGGAAAAGCCGCAGAUGAGCGUCCCGCUUACUAUCGGUCUUCUUGCGGUCGUCACUGUUCUUGUCGCUGUUACUGCCGAGUUCCUCGUUGACUCUAUCAGCGGUCUCACGGAUUCAGGAAAAAUCAACAAGGAGUUUGUCUCAUUGAUCCUGCUUCCCAUUGUUGGCAACGCCGCGGAGCAUGUCACCGCUGUCACGGUUUCCGUAAAGGACAAGCUCACGCUCAGCAUAGGGGUCGCAGUAGGCUCGAGUAUUCAAAUCGCCCUUUUUGUCAUCCCUUUUAUUGUUACGCUCGGAUGGAUCAUGGGCAAGCCGCUCAGCCUACUCUUCGAUCCUUUCGAGUCAAUAGUGCUGUUCUUGACUGUACUCGUGGUCAACUACGUCAUGCAGGACGGCAAGAGCAAUUGGUUGGAGGGCAUGAUCCUCAUGUCGUUAUACUUGAUCAUUGCCGUCACGUUCUGGUACUACCCUGGUGUGAACGAACUCCAGGCGUCGCUCUCGUGCUAA